Molecule: messenger RNA, 789 nt
Organism: Aspergillus japonicus CBS 114.51
Lineage: Eukaryota; Fungi; Ascomycota; Eurotiomycetes; Eurotiales; Aspergillaceae
Product: SDR family NAD(P)-dependent oxidoreductase
Exons: 6
Coding region: 1-789 (262 amino acids)
Source: RefSeq, a predicted model, not a curated record
AUGUCGUGCCAAGUAGAAGGAACCGCCCUGAUCACCGGAGCUGGCUCGGGUAUCGGAGAGCAGACAGCCCUGCACCUCGCUACGAACGGCAUUUCAGCACUGACCUUGGUGGACAUCGAUCCGUCGGGCCUGGACCACGUGCACCAGGCCUUGCAAGCAAGCCACCCGACUGUGCAGGUGCUUGUCGUGCGGGCGGAUGUAACCGAUGAAGCAGCCGUGGAAGCCGCCUUCCAAGAGACCGUGGCUGCGUUCCAGAGAGUGGACAUUGUCAUCAACGCGGCUGGCGUUGGCCAGCCCUUCCAGUCAACGCCUGACCUGAGCAAGGAGGACUGGGAGAAAGUCAUUCGAGUGAACUUGACCGGGGUAUGGCUAUGCCAAAGGGCUUCUAUUCGACAGAUGCUUGCGCAAGAACCCCGUAGUGCCCGACAAGGCCGAGGAGUCAUCGUCAAUGUCGCAUCGGCCUUGGGACUUACGACACCGUCGACUUUGCUCCCUACUACAGCUUAUGUAUCUUCCAAACAUGCGGUUAUGGGAUUGACAAAAUCGGAUGCCAAGAUCUACGCCGCAGAGGGAAUUCGUAUAAAUGCAGUGUGCCCAGGCUGGUGUCGGACUCCCUUGAUCCAGUCAGAGCUGGACUCCGGUGAGCUGUCUGCAGAGAUCCUCAGCGCCCCUGUGCAGAGAGUAGCGGAGGUUGAAGAGAUCGCGAGCGCGAUCCUAUUUCUGGCGUCGUCAAUGAGCAGUUUUGUCUAUGGGACCGGCCUCAUGGUUGACGGGGGGUACAGCUUGUGA